AACAACCGUUCUCUGGAAAAAAAAGUCCUCCACUCCAUUUUCAACAUUUUGAAAUCUUUAAUUGAACUCAGCGAAAAAAAAAAACAAAAAAACAAAGUGUCAAGUGUGUUCCUUCAUAUCGUACUCCAUGGUGCAUUAAGUGUGUCGCUAUUUGCUUGGUUUAAUUCCGGUGUUCUUUGCUUGAAUUAUAGAAGAGAUAGAAGAAAACCCCCCGCAAAAAAAAAGUGUGUUAUUGUUUUGUUUUUCAAGUUCAAUCUUUUGAAUGAUGAUUGCCGAUCAAGUCAACGCCCUGAAUCGCGCUCGCGAAGUGGCAGCCGUGGCCAAUUUGAUCCGUUUAGCAGCGGCCUCUCAUCAAUCGGCUCAAGCCGCCGCAGCAGCCGCAGCCGCCGCCAGCAAAGUCGUUGAACACCAUCACAACCAGCCAUCGCCCAAGAUCAAACGCGAUCCGGCGGAAGACAGCAGUCAUCACAGCACGGAAGGAGAGGAAGAAGAAGAAGAGGAAGAAGAAGAACAACAACAAGUGACAAGUAGAAUGUCUUCGACAAUCGGACCGGUGGUCGUCGUUUCAUCGGCCGCAUCGGCCAUGCCCGUCUCGCCGGUGCAACCUCAACCGUCGAAGAGGAUCUCGUUCAGCGUCGACUCGUUGCUCUCCGACGUGCGACGGACUUCUUCACAGCCGCAACAUCAGACGCAGGCGGCCGACUUGUCGUUGCGAUCGGCCAACAACAACAACAACAACACGAGCACGAGCAGCAACGGCGGAUGCCACACAUCCAGCGACGAGGAAGAUAACAAGUCGAUGAUGGACUCGACGGAAGAGUGCGACGUCGAUUGCGACGACGACGAAGACGUCGACAUCGAAGAGGAGGGCAUGUCGGAGACAUCCGAUACCCCGAAACUCUCUCGUCCGUCGCCCACCUUGGCCGCGGCCAGCAUGUUCCAUCACCACCACCAUCCUGGCCUAAUGAGCCACCAUCAUUUCCAGCAGGCCAGCUUGCAGGCCAUGCAAAUGCGAGGCGUUGUAGCCGGAACUCACCCGAACUCCGCUUCAGCCGUCGGCGGUGGCCCGUCGCCAUUCCCCGGUUCGGCUGUCGGUCCAGCUCCACAAGGAUGGCCACUCCCUUACGGCCUGGCCGCAGCCGCUUGGGCCCAGCACGCUUCCCAAUUUGUCUCGAAAGAUGGAUCGGAUUUGAGCAAAUUGCCCAGCCUUCAUCAUCAAGGCCUCAACCCUCAUCAUCACCACCACCACCUGGACGGGCUCCCUAAAUUACCACCAGGUGGUCAGCUGCGAUGCCAGUUGCGCAAGCACAAGCCCAACCGCAAGCCGAGGACCCCGUUCACCACCCAACAGCUGAUGGCUCUGGAGAAGAAGUUCAGAGAGAAGCAAUACCUCUCCAUCGCCGAACGGGCUGAAUUCUCCGCCUCGCUGUCCCUCACCGAGACUCAGGUGAAGAUUUGGUUCCAGAACCGACGGGCCAAAGCCAAGCGACUCCAAGAAGCCGAGCUGGAAAAAUUGAGGAUGACAUCGCGAGGUCCCCUCGGUCACCUGAUGCCGCCGCACAGCGCCGCAGCCUUCGGCCUAUUCGGUCCAGGUGCCAUGUCCGGCUUGUACGGACCUCCAGGAGGGCCGGCUGUCCCUCCAAACUCGUCGGCUGGAAGCAGCAAUAAUUCGGUGGCCAAUAACGGCAGGCCUAGCAACGCAUCGGCCGCAGCCGCCGGGAUGAUGAGCGCCUUCGCUUCGUUGUAUCCGAUGACGAGCAGUUCAUCGCCAAUGACGAGUUCCAGCGCGAGUCCGUCGAUGGGCAACAACAACACGGUCACCACCAGCGUCGCCGCCAUGAUCCAUCGCUAAAAUCUCCACAUGUUUGUCUUCAAAACGUCCCUGUCACCAAAUGAAAUUAUGAAAGAUUAUAUUAUGUGUAUUUUUGUCAUUUGAUUUCACACACACACACACACAAAAACAACAAUGCAGUGCAUUUUUCAAUUCAAACCUCUUUUUACUCUCCGUCAUGUGUAAAUAGUGAUGUAAAUAUAAUAACCUCGUCCUACAUUUUAAAAACUGUUUUCCUCCUUUUUGUGUUCAUCUGUGGCGAUGAUGAAAUCUCUUCCUGAAUGGGUUGUAUUAUAAAAAAAAAAAACAACAACAACAUUGUCUCACCUUGUUUUUGUUUUUGUUUUGUUUUUUUCCACCUAUUUUUUAAUUGGAUGAAGUUGCGACUGAUUGAAGCGCAAAAUGUUCCCCGUUUCUAUUUGGCCAGACCCUCGAUGUGUAAAUAUUCAAUAGGGGCACUUCCAUCAAUUUGGACAUGAUGUAAUUCUUUUUAAAUGUAAAUGCAUACAACAACAACAACAAGAAAAGCAAAAACAAAAAGCCCAUUCUCUUUUGUAUACGCAUUUUGUGUUUUGAAUUUUGUGUUGUUUUUUUUUUCAAGUUUGUUUGCCGUGCGUGUAUACAUCGACUGAUGUCUUCAUGGCAUUUUGGUGCUGCCAAUCGUCAUCAGCUUUCCGAUCUGUUCCAAAAAUAAUAAACUAUCCCUCUCUCUC
Molecule: messenger RNA, 2544 nt
Organism: Daphnia carinata
Lineage: Eukaryota; Metazoa; Arthropoda; Branchiopoda; Diplostraca; Daphniidae
Gene: Dr
Product: muscle segmentation homeobox-like
Exons: 2
Coding region: 263-1852 (529 amino acids)
Biological process (GO): regulation of transcription by RNA polymerase II; embryonic morphogenesis
Cellular component (GO): nucleus
Molecular function (GO): RNA polymerase II transcription regulatory region sequence-specific DNA binding; DNA-binding transcription factor activity, RNA polymerase II-specific
Source: RefSeq, a predicted model, not a curated record